AAGUUAAAAAUUUACCCGAUCGGACCUCUCACUACGGGAGGGAGACAGAGUUCGUCACUAGGGUUUGCGAAAUUGAUCUAAUUGUUAUGGCGGCCGGUGGUUUGCGGUGUCUAAUCAUCAAUGCGGUCACAAGAACUGAACAGAAGGAAUUGGUGUUAGUAGAGCACUUUUCGAAUUGUCAAUUCCGUCACGACAAGAAUUGAUCGGAAGGAAUUGGUACUGUUAGCACUGUAAAUAGGUGUAGAUUCAAAGAGAACGAUCAGGAAACCUUUCAAUGCCAAAAAUACUCCCGUUGGGACUGAUCACUAUAAGGCGUUCUGUAGACUGCAGUUUGGAAUUGCGAAUCCGAUUGAUGGAUCAGAGGAAGAUUUGAUUCGAAGAAACUAGUGCUAGUAGCACUGUAAGUGGUCGUAUGAAUGGAAACUGAACAAUAUGGCGGUGGGAGAGAGAAAUUUCGUAUCGUUGUUUGAGGGAUUUAGUCGGAAAUCCAUGGCUCUCUCCGUCUACGUGGAAAUCAAUUCCUUUGCGGCAUUCGCUUUCCCCACUCCUAUUCUUGUCCUUCCGAACCCUACAUGCACAUACGUUCACAUACAUGUUUAUUGACUAAUUGUACAGGAUUGAUGAAUCUUCCAUGCUGUUCAAUUGCACGAGUAAUGCUUUGACUACAUGCUUUUUGUUUGGUGAACAACUAGGGUUUCGUUGACAACCUUAGACAUUCCAAUUGUUAAUGCUCUUAAUCUUGUUUGUUUUGAAUGUACCGUGCCACUUUGUAAGGGUUUUUGAACUGUUGUUUCGUAUGUUAUAGAAGUACUUAUUAAGAUCAUGCAAGGCGAAGCACUUGUAACACUUGGAUGAUCAACAACAAGGCAUAUAACUUUUAGUUGGCAAUAUGACCAAAUAUAUGUGCACAGUUUUGAGUGACUGUAAAAGAUUAUUUAUGAGCUUCAGUCGUCAAUUUGGUUGGUAUGAGAUAUUUGUUUAUUUCUUUACAAACAAUAUUUUUGUUAAUCAUAGCUUUUAUUUGUUUAUGUGUUUUCUAGAUGUGUUGCCUACUCUACCAUCUAAAACCGUUGUGAAAGACAUCUGAUAUUGCGUACAUGUGACUACGUGAGCAUGUAUAUUGGUAUCAAAGAAUUUUGUACAAUUUCAUGUCAACUAGAAAAGAAGAGGCACUUGAUAAGCCAGAAUCACCAUUCUGGAACGCUGACUGGAAAUGGACCAACUUAAUAUGUUGAUAAAGAUGAGGUACAUUUGAAAAUUCUUCCUUUCUCCUUCAGUUUCUCAUCACUUAUAUAGUUAUAUUUUCAUAUUGUUGUACAAUGUUCAUACAUGGGAGCCUACAUUACCUUGCCCUUCCCUGACCCUUUCUCCACUUUUAUUUUGCGUUCUAUCUGCUUUUGAUAUUAUUUGAUGAUUACUUAGACAAGGUUUGCAGGUUAUGCUUAUACGCAUAAAAAUGCUUUGAAUAGUGAAGAGAAAAGUAAUAUUUGAAUGUUAUGCAAGGUAUUGCAUUAUUUGCUCCUUUAAGGGAAUGCAAUGAAUUUCUGCGGGAAGAACUUUUUAUAGAGAUUUAAAUUUGUUCACAUGUUUGCAUAAAAAUGUACUUUUGUGAACAACUUAGAUCGUCUUUUAACAGGCACCAGGGUCAACAUUACAGCAAUAUGUGCAGCACAAUUAUCACACGUAUCGUGGUGCAGGUUUCUUCACUCGCUUAAGCAUGAAGUUUGAGUUAACUGUUUGUCUUUCCUCUCUUUUUUAUUUACUCUGCUAGAAUGAUUCUGUGAUGGGUAAAUUUUUUAAAGAAUGAGUUGAGUCGAUGUUAUCAUUUAAUUAUCAGCUGAACUUUGUUGGGCUAUUACAUGAUUCAUUUCCACUCUACUAGUAGCAAAUGCAUUACUUUCCAUCUGGCGAGAUAUAUUUGUAUGAUGAAUUGUUAGACUUUUCCAUGCUUAAAUUUAGUUUAAAAUUCUUUCUAAUUUCCAGGAAAAUAAUACGUUGUUUGAAUUAGGAAAAAAAACUCAAUUUGACAGAAUUUUCUAGAACUUGACCCAACUUGACCCCAUUAAAUUAAGUGAAAUACCUUCGAGAACAAAUGAUUAUUAUUGUGAUAACAAAUGCAGUUGUUGGUUUCUUUUCUAUAUACUUUUGUAGUUGUUAAAUUUAGAGCUGGGGUAGAAGUUCAGGAACAAUUCUUCUGAUUUUUUCUGGUGGCACAAAGUAAUUUGAGAAGUCAAUUUAUAUGUCAUUGUGAUAUUCUGUAGACGUCUUUGGAAUGGCAUUGAUUGAAACGCGGACCUGUAAUAUAUGUAUCUACACCCAUAUACACAUGCGCGUGCACACACACACACAUAUAUCCUUAUAUGUUUCUUUUAUCUUCAAUCCUUCGAACUGAAGAGUUCAAAGAAGUAGUCCUUCCUCCCAGAGCUGAAAUAGCUGGGCUUAUUUCUUCAAUGGAGGUAAUGCGGACUCUUAUCCUUCUUGGUACUUUCGAAUGAGGCAAGGCCUUUCCCUAUCACGACCUCCUUCCUUUAUUCGGCUCCCAAAGACCCUAAACCAACCGGCUCUGUUCCCUCUAUUAGAAGACCACUCCCUCCGCGUAAGAUGGAUGGUACCCACCCUCUCAGGGCCUUGCCUUCCUUAAAAGUUGUCGCUCGAUCGAAAGGAUAUAACACAUACGAAACCGCUCCGUGGGCUUCGCUUACUUUCUGAGGUAUAACCUCAGAGUUUGCCAGGCCAGGAGUUGCAGUUGCCGCUCUUUCUCUUGCCGCUGCUCUCGUUUCCGUUGCUUGUCUCUUUCCUCUUGCUUUUCUUUUGGGGAAUUAGCCCUCGGCAAGGAAGGUCAAAGAUAUGAUGGACAUUGAGUCGGUGCAUAUGGAAUAUCUAAUUGAUUCUCUACACGUGUAAGAUAUUGUGCUUCUUUUAGGUAUUGUGAUGCCAUUUGCAAGAGCAUUUAUGGUGAAAAUUAUGUAAAUAUUCAUUCUGAAGAAGCAUUGCAUUAUCUUUUAACUGCUGAGCGCUCCUGACACACAAAAGCAGUAGUCUGAUUGUUUCUGCAAUUAAUAUUUGGUCCUCCAAUACUGCAUAUUUAUCUAGUGAAAGCCUUUUUGCAAGUAUUUUGGAAUUAGCUUGUGCAAAUUUCAUUAGCUACCCUUGCUGAGAUUUACCUUAUGUAUAGUGACGGAGUUUGAUGUUUAGUUUGGGAUCUAAAGUCUUGAUAACUAUCAUUUUUUUCUUGUACGCAUCGUAUAAGUUUAUGACUGGUGUCCUUCCUUUACAGUGGGAUACCCUUGUUUGGUUUUGUCAUGGGCUAUUGAUUUACGCACCAUUUUACCUCUGUGUACAUGGAUGCACCUUUGGCCUUCUUUAGUUAUUUGCCUUGCCAGAUUAUGGUUUGAUUUAUAGUUAGAAACAAACCCUUGGCAGAUGUUUUCUCUCGUAUGAAACACGGUCCAAUGCCAGGAACAUUGCAAGCAUUUUGCAAUGUGCAUUAGACUUCAGGUUUUGUCUUUGCCGGGGGCUUGGGAUGGAGAUUUGUGGGGUAAAUUUUCUAGAGUUUGUAUCCCAGGUGCUUGCCAUAAAGCAAAAGUUUGAAACAAAUCUCUGAGAAUAGCAUUUAUGUUAUGAAAUGGAGUUGGAGAAAGAGACAAGAGGUGGGAGUCUGCUGUUUGCUGUUAAUGGAGAGAGGUUUGAGCUCUCCUCUGUUGACCCUUCUACUACUUUGCUUGAGUUCUUGCGUUAUCAGACUCACAUCAAGAGUGUCAAGCUAGGCUGUGGCGAAGGCGGUUGUGGUGCUUGUGUAGUUCUGCUUUCCAAGUAUGACCCUAUACUUAAGCGCGUUGAUGAUUUUACAGUGGCUUCAUGUCUCACACUACUUUGCAGUGUGAAUGGAUGCUCAAUUACAACAUCAGAAGGCUUUGGGAAUAGCAAAAAUGGAUUCCACCCAAUUCACCAAAGGUUUAGUGGUUUUCAUGCUUCUCAAUGUGGCUUCUGUACACCUGGGCUAUGUGUUUCACUCUUUUCAGCCAUUGUUAAUGCUGAAAAGACCAAUCGGCCAGAUCCUCCUCCCGGAUUCUCAAAGCUGACAGUUUCUGAAGCUGAAAAGGCCGUUGUUGGGCAUCUUUGUCGUUGUACAGGGUAUCGCGCUGUUGCAGACGCUUGCAAGAGUUUUGCCGCUGAUGUUGAUAUUGAAGAUUUAGGGUUGAACUCUUUCUGGAACAAGGGAGAUAGUAGGGAAGUAAAGAUAAACAAACUAACUGCAUACAAUCAUAAUGAUAAAGUUGUCACAUUCCCGGAGUUCUUAAUGAGGGAAAUGAAAUCUGCUAUGACUUUGGAUUCUAAAAGAUAUCAUUGGUACAGUCCUGUCAGUGUUGAUGAGCUUCAAAGCCUGCUAAAAACAGUUGAGGCAAACUAUGGAACCAGGAUGAAAUUAGUAGUUGGUGAUACGGGUAAGGGAUAUUAUAAGGAAAUAGAAUUCCAUGACAUAUACAUUGACCUUAGACAUAUACCUGAACUCUCUGUGAUUCAGAGGCAUCAGAAUGAGAUUGAAAUUGGAGCAGCCGUGUCUAUUUCUAAAGCUAUUGAAGCUUUGAAGGAAGAAAACAAUGCUGCACUUCACUCACAAGGUGAGACAGUGUUCAAAAAAGUUGCUACCCAUAUGCAAAAGAUUGCAUCGAUAUUCAUUCGUAAUACAGCGAGUGUUGGAGGAAAUUUGGUGCUGGCACAAAGGAAGCGUUUUCCUUCAGAUCUAGCUACAGUUCUUCUUGCUGUGGAUUCAUGGGUCAAUAUAAAGACAGGUACUAGGCGUGAAACGCUUACACUGGAAGAAUUUCUGGGAGGGCCUCCAUUGGAUUUGGAAAGUGUACUUUUAAGUGUUAUAGUUUCAAAUAGGGAGUUGAUGAGCAAUUCAUCAUCUGAAAUGAACAAAAAGUUGCUAUUUGAAACCUAUAGAGCUGCACCUAAACCCCUAGGUAAUGCAUUAGCUUAUUUAAAUGCUGCUUUCCUUGCUGAAGUGUCUAGCUCUAAAUCUUCCGUUGGAAUUAUGUUGAACAACUGUCAGUUGGCCUUUGGUGCUUAUGGGACGAGACAUGCAAUAAGAGCUAGAAAGGUUGAGGAGUAUUUAACUGGAAAAACUUUGAGUGCUAGUGUUCUAUAUGAAGCUUCACAGUUAGUGCAUGCUACUGUGGCACCUGAAUAUGGCACCUCAAGUGCUGCGUAUAGGUCAAGCCUUGCCAUUGGUUUUCUUUUUGACUUCCUUGGCCCCUUAACAGACACCGCUAACAUCUCUAGUUGUUUGUUGGAUGGAUGUGAUACUACUUCCAUCUUUCUGGAUUCCAAAGUGAUGCGGGGUAAGGGCCAGGUUGAUCGUGUGGAACUCCAAACUUUGCUAUCAUCCUCAAAGCAGGUGCUUGAAAUCAGUGAAGAGUAUCGACCUGUAGGUGAGCCAAUAACAAAAUCUGGAGCUGCCAUCCAAGCAUCAGGCGAGGCUGUUUAUGUGGAUGACAUUCCCGCUCCUAUUAAUUGCCUCUAUGGAACUUUCAUUUAUAGCACGAAGCCUUUGGCGCGGGUUAAAGGUAUAGAAUUUGAGACUAAAUCAACCCCGGAUGGAGUCAUUGGACUAAUUUCUUUCAAAGACAUUCCAGAAGGUGGGGAGAACAUCGGUUCUCAAUCCAUUUUUGGUAAAGAAGCUCUAUUUGCUGAUGAGCUUACUCAGUGUGCAGGACAGCCUGUUGCCUUUGUGGUUGCAAAUACACAGAAACAUGCAGAUAUGGCAGCGAAACUUGCAGUGGUUCAUUAUGAUACAGAAGAUUUAGAACCACCCAUUUUAUCCGUGGAGGAUGCUGUUAAGAUGUCUAGUUUUUUUGAGGUUCUUCCCUUUAUUUACCCCAAGCAGGUUGGAGAUUUAUCAAAAGGAAUGGCUGAAGCUGACUACAAGAUAAACUCUGCCCGGAUGAGCAUUGGGUCACAGUACUAUUUCUAUAUGGAGAAUCAAACUGCCCUUGCAAUUCCAGAUGAAGAAAACUGCAUGGUGGUUUACAGUUCAAGUCAGUGCCCCGAAUCCGCAGGCUCUACCAUUGCAAGAUGUCUUGGUAUUCCCGAACAUAAUGUCCGCGUAAUUACUAGAAGAGCUGGGGGUGGAUUUGGUGGAAAGGCUAUGAGAGCCAUGCCUGUUUCUACUGCAUGUGCAGUUGCAGCACACAAAUUACAGCGGCCUGUCAGGACUUAUCUCAAUCGCAAGACUGAUAUGAUAAUGGCAGGAGGAAGACAUCCCAUGGAAAUAACUUACAGCGUAGGAUUCAAAUCUGACGGGAAGGUUACAGCCUUACAACUUGAAAUAUUAGUCAAUGCCGGAAUAUCUGCAGAUAUAAGUCCAAUGAUGCCACGAAAUAUAAUGUGUACACUCAAGAAGUAUAACUGGGGUGCCUUAUCUUUUGAUAUUAAGGUAUGCAAAACAAACCACUAUUCUAAGUCAGCUAUGCGGGCACCCGGGGAGGUACAAGGGUCAUUUAUAGCUGAAGCUGUAAUUGAACAUGUAGCAUCUACUCUCUCUGUGGAUGUGGAUUCCGUCAGAAAAAUGAAUCUCCACACAUAUGAAAGCCUUAAUUUAUUCUAUGGGAAUAGCUCCGGUGAAUUGAAAGAGUAUACUCUAUCUUCAAUAUGGGAUAGAUUGGCGACAUCUUCAAGCUUCAAACAAAGGACUGAGUCAGUAAAAGAGUUCAAUAGGCAGAAUAUAUGGCAGAAAAGAGGUAUUUCAAGGGUACCAAUAGUGCAUGAAGUGAUGUUGAGAUCAACUCCCGGGAAAGUAAGCAUUCUUAGGGAUGGAUCUGUUGUUGUUGAAGUUGGAGGGGUUGAAAUUGGCCAAGGGCUUUGGACAAAGGUAAAACAGAUGACUGCAUAUGCUCUCGGUUUAAUUAAAUGUGACGGAAGUGGAGACCUCUUGGAGAAAGUACGAGUCAUACAAUCUGAUACCUUGAGUUUAAUUCAAGGCGGGUUUACUGCUGGAAGCACUACAUCUGAGGCAAGCUGCGAGGCAGUAAGUCUAUGCUGUAAAGUAUUGGUUGAGCGACUUACCCCUCUCAAGGAAAGCUUGCAGGAGCAAAUGGGUUCCAUCAAGUGGGAGACACUCAUUGUACAGGCAACUCUGCAAUCUGUCAACCUAUCAGCAAGUUCUUACUUUGUUCCAGAAUUGACUUCCAAGGCCUACUUAAACUAUGGGGCUGCAGUCACCGAGGUGGAGGUAAACAUUCUAACUGGGGAAACUACAAUUUUGCGUUCAGAUAUCGUAUAUGACUGUGGGAAAAGUCUCAACCCUGCUGUGGAUUUAGGACAGAUUGAAGGAGCAUUUGUUCAAGGUGUUGGAUUUUUUAUGCUUGAAGAAUACCUGACAAAUGAAGAUGGAUUAGUGGUGGUAGAAGGCCCGUUCACAUACGAAAUCCCUACAAUAGACACCAUUCCAAGACAAUUCAAUGUUGAACUACUGAACAGCGGACAUCACGAAAAACGUGUCCUCUCUUCGAAAGCUUCUGGUGAGCCUCCACUACUCUUAGCAUCCUCAGUUCACUGUGCCACAAGAGCAGCUAUUAGAGAUGCCCGCCUACAACUUCUCUUAUGGAGGGGCAUAGAGGGGUCAGAAGACUCGGAUUUCCAGUUGCCCAUUCCAGCCACUAUGCCUGUUGUAAAGGAGCUCUGUGGCCUAGACAUGGUUGAGAGUUAUUUGCAGUGGAAAAUGAGAAGACAGUGAAGAAGUUCUAUGAGUUAGCUAAACUGAGACACGGGAGCUGUUCUUUUCAUAUUAAAAGGAUAAAUGAUCCUAUAUGAGAAUCCCACUCGCCAAGUAACUUCUUCUUUUUUCCCGGAAAAUUAGCAGACCAAAUCCAAAUUUCUUUUUUCCGAAAUUUGCAGUCAUUACCCA
Tripterygium wilfordii is the source of this 7909-nucleotide messenger RNA. RefSeq names its product indole-3-acetaldehyde oxidase-like. Gene Ontology annotation, molecular function: iron ion binding; FAD binding; oxidoreductase activity. The record is from RefSeq and is a predicted model, not a curated record. Bases 3626 to 7738 code for a protein of 1370 amino acids. Lineage: Eukaryota; Viridiplantae; Streptophyta; Magnoliopsida; Celastrales; Celastraceae. The transcript is spliced from 15 exons.